UUUAGUUAUUCUUGGCCGCUUCACAGUGGUGGGGCUACUUUGGACUGUUUACUUAAAACGCACCUAAAACUGGAGCACAAGGGCCACAAAGCAACACGUUAUAUGAAAGACGUCUUAAUGUAUUUCACCUAUUUCGCCCAGCAGUGGAGAGCGUCCUCAUUCAUGCUCCAGACAAUUGAAGCAUGCUAGUAACGUUAGUAUGCAGCCCAACAUAGUCAGAAGAGAUGCCGGAGUCUGGCAUCAAACGAGAAGCCUGCUUUACAAGAAUCUACUCAUCAAAUGGAGGACUAAACAACAAAGCCUGCAGGAGUUGAUCCUGCCCCUGCUGCUGCUGGGCCUGCUGGUUCUGAUCAGCACCCUGAACCCACAUGUCUACUAUGGAGGUAUCAGGACCAUGGAGCUGGAGAGGGAGGACUACCCCCUCCUCCAGGGUCUGGGAUACACCCCCGUCAACAAUGCCACCAAUCACAUCAUGGAGGAGGUGGCCCAGGAAAUGAACAUGCAGGACCGUCUGGAGAUGUUCUCUAGUGAAGAGGAUCUGGAGAAUGCCAGUCUGUAUGAGCCGUCAGGCUACGUUGGGGUGGUCUUCAUGGGCAGCACGCCCACCUCUUACAAGCUGCGCUUCCCUUACAACCAGCUGGCCAUGCCCAGCGACUACACUCAGUCCAUCGCCAGCUGUUUUGCCAGCUCAGUGAACUGCAGAGCAGCUAACUACUGGUACUCUGGCUUCACCCGCCUCCAGACUCUCAUCGACGCUGCCAUCAUACAGAUGCAGACCAAGCAGUCGGUGUGGAGUGAGAUGGCACAGCUGCGUGUUGUGAUGAUGGGCCAGCCAGGGUCAGUGGAGAUCCAGAAGUUCCCCCACGCCCUCAUCUCCAUCUACCUGGUGCUGGCCUUCACACCCUUCGUCACCUUCCUCAUCGUCAACGUGGCUACAGAGAAGGAACACAGGCUCAAAGACACCAUGACCAUGAUGGGCCUCUACGACUCUGCCUUCUGGCUAUCGUGGGGCCUGCUGUAUGCAGCUCUGGUCACCACCAUGUCCAUCCUCAUGACCAUCAUCGCUACCUACACAGCCCUCUUCCCCAACAGUAACUUCAUCAUCAUCUUCCUCCUCAUCUUCCUCUACGGCAUCUCCUCUAUCUUCUUUUCCUUCAUGUUGACCCCUCUGUUUAAGAAGCCCAAGUUUGCCAGUACGGUGGGCUCCAUGCUGACUGUGGUGUUCGGCUGCCUGUCCCUGUUUACUGUCCUGAUGAAGGACUUUCCCCAGCCGCUGGUCUGGGUUCUCUGUCUGCUGUCCCCCAGCGCAUUCUCCAUCGGUAUCGCACAGGUGGUUUACCUGGAGGCCCAUGGCGACGGAGCAGUGUUCUCUACCCUGGCCAACGGCCCCCAUCCGCUCUACGCCCCCCUCCUAAUGCUGGUCCUGGACAGUAUACUCUACCUGCUGCUGGCUGUCUACUUGGACCAGGUCCUACCUGGUGAGUUUGGCAUGCGGCGGUCCCUGGUCUACUUCCUGAAGCCAUCCUAUUGGUCCAAGCGCAGUAAGCGCUACGUCGAGAUGCGCUCUGUGUACGAGACGGAGGUGAACGGGGCCCCAGGUCUGGAUGAGUCUGUGGAGCCGGUGUCUUUGGAGUUCAGAGGGAAAGAAGCCAUCUGCAUUAACAACAUCUGCAAGGUGUACAAAGACAAGGACAGCAUCGUGGAAGCUCUGAGGGGCUUGACCUUUGACAUCUACGAGGGUCAGAUCACAGCCCUCGUGGGCCACAGCGGAGCGGGAAAAUCCACUCUGAUGAACAUCCUGUGUGGGAUCUGCCCUCCGACCGACGGCCACGCCUCUAUCUACGGCUCCCCGGUGGCAGAGAUCGCCGAGGGGGCAGAGAUGAGGCAGCUGGUGGGCAUCUGCCCUCAGUUCAACAUCAUCUUUGACGUGCUGACUGUAGAAGAGCACCUGAGGAUAUUCGCUGCCAUUAAAGGGAUUCUCCCCGCUGACAUUGACAGUGAGGUGACCAAGGUGCUGAAGGAUCUAGAUCUGGAGAAGAUCAUGGAUGCCCAGGCUAAGAACCUGAGUGGAGGCCAGAAGAGGAAGCUGUCUGUGGGCAUAGCCGUCCUGGGAGACCCCAAGAUCCUGCUCCUGGAUGAGCCAACAGCUGGUAUGGACCCCUGUUCCAGACACCAGGUGUGGUCUCUGCUGAAGAGUCGCAGAGCAGGCAGAGUCACAGUGCUCAGCACGCACUACAUGGAUGAGGCAGACAUACUGGCCGACCGCAAAGCUGUGAUCUCUCAGGGCCAACUCAAGUGUGUUGGUUCGUCCCUGUAUCUCAAGACCAAGUGUGGAGUAGGAUACCACCUCAGAAUGUCUGUUGGUGAAGGGUGCAAGGCGGAUAGUGUCACCUCAAUGGUCAAGCACCACGUCCCCAAGGCACAGUUGUCACGGCAACAAGAGGCGGAGCUGACUUUCAUCCUCCCUUUCGAAAGCAUGGACACAUUUUCUGGAUUGUUCUCAGAACUAGACUGCAGGCCAGACCUGGGCAUCAUCAACUACGGGGUGUCCAUGACGACGCUGGAGGAUGUGUUUCUGCGUCUGGAGGCAGAGGCUGAGGUGGACCAGGCUGACUACAGUGUGUUCAACCAAGAGCAGGUGGAGGAAGAGGGGGACGAGUCCUUUCUGGACGACACUGACCAAAGACUACUGACCUUCUCCAACAGCAAGUCAGAGGCGAUCCAGGGUCCCGCUUUGUGGAGGCAGCAGUUCAGCACCGUGGCCUGGCUACACAUGCUCAACAUGCAGAGAGAGAGGAAGGCCUUUGUCUACACUCUGACAUUGUUCCUGGUCUACUUUGCUGCGGUGCUGGUGUUGUCUCUGGCAACAGGGAACAUCCAGAUCCAUGCUCCAGAACGCCAGUUUGUCCCCAUCUACCUGCUGAGACCGAACCAAGCCCCCCGGAAAUACACUACCAGCCUAUUGGUCCAGAACUCAUCAGGCUCUGAUAUCUCCGACUUGGUCCGUAACCUGGAAUCUCAGGACAUCAAGGUGGAGAUGAUGCAGAACACAGACUACAUGUCCUGUGCUCCUCACAGCGCAGCCAUCAACGUCACCGGAUCCAACAAGGGUUUCCGAUACAGCGUAGCGUUCAACAGUACUACCGUCCACUCACUGCCCAUGACAGUCAACGUCCUCAGUAACGCCAUCCUGCGAGGUCUCAACGACACACAACACAUCCACACCUGGACCAAGCCCUUCGACUAUCAAAUUCCCCUCACCACGUCCUAUGCUCUGGUCUAUAUCGAGGCUAUCAUGCUGGGGAUGCUAGCAGCGGGCAUGCCUGCCUACUUUGCCAUGGACCACACCCGAGACAGAGAGAUAAAAUGUCGUUCUACUCUGCGUAUCUCUGGCCUGGUCCCGUCUGCGUACUGGUGUGGUCAGGCUGCAGUGGACAUCCCCUUCUACUACCUCAUACUGACCACUAUGACCAGCAUCCUCUUCUCCUUCCAUUCUGCCAACCUGCUCACCUCCAGCAACCUCACCGCAGUGAUCCUGUGUCUGAUAGGUUUUGGUCCAGCUAUGAUCCUGUUCACCUACGUGGUGUCCUUCAUGUUCACAGGCGUCCAGAGUAACAGUGACUUCUUCUCUGUGGUCUCCAUGAUGCUGUGUGUGGUGUCUGCCUCCAUCAUCCAGCUGCCCUUUGUGAACGACAACCCCGGGCUGACCAGGAUCCUCCACAACACCCUGUGUUUCUUCAACCCUCUCUACCCUUUAAUGGGCUGCCUUAACUCGAUCACCAAGGCCACCUUCCUGCCCUCUCUCUAUGAAGAGGACUUGCUCUGGAAGAACUUGCUCAUUGCUGUCCUAUCUCCCUAUCUGCAAUGCAUCCUGCUACUCUUCAUACUGCGCUGGUUGGAGAUCCGCUAUGGAGGGAGGAUCAUGAAGAAUGACCAAUUCUGCAGGAUAUCUUCCAAGAGCAAGGCUAAAGUGGAGAGGAACCCAGAGGAGGGGAUCAACGAGGAUGAGGAUGUUCAGAUGGAGAAGGCUCGGGUGAAGGAGGCCCUCACCUGCCAGUGCUGUGAGGAGAAACCAGUAGUGGUGGUCAGUAACUUGAGGAAGCAGUAUAAAUGUCCAUCUCUCAAGAAGAAGAGGACAGUAGCCAUCAAGAACGUCUCCUUCUGUGUCCGGGAAGGUGAGGUGCUUGGACUUCUGGGGCCCAACGGAGCAGGGAAGAGCACUAUCAUGCAUAUGUUGUCUGGAGACACAGACCCAACCGCUGGACAGGUGUUAAUGGGGGACUACAGUACAGAUUUCCGUCCAGUGGACAACCCCCUAGAGCAUAUAGGGUACUGUCCCCAGGUCAGCCCCCUUUGGCCCCGCAUCACCCUAGAAGAACACCUGGAGAUCUACGCUGCCAUCAAGGGCCUCCGCGGACAGGAUGUCCCUGGCAUCAUCAAACGUGUGGUGAACGCUCUAGAGCUGAAGGACCAUCUCCACAAGCAGGCCAAGAAACUGUCAGCUGGGAUCAAGAGGAAGUUGUGCUUUGCUCUCAGCAUGUUGGGGAACCCGCAGAUAGUUCUGCUGGAUGAGCCUUCUACAGGGAUGGACCCCAAGUCCAAACAACGCAUGUGGAGGGCUAUCCGGGCAGCGUUUAAGAACCACAAGCGCGGAGCCAUCCUGACCACUCACUACAUGGAGGAGGCUGAGGCUGUGUGUGACCGCGUGGCCAUCAUGGUGUCAGGGCAGCUCAGGUGUAUUGGUUCUAUCCAGCACCUGAAGGGGAAGUAUGGGCGUGGCUACAGCCUGGAGGUGAAGUUGAGAGAGGAGCUGACGGGGCUCCAGCAGGUGGCGCUGCUCCACAAGGAGAUACGACGAAUCUUCCCUCAUGCUGCUAGACAGGAGAGCUUUGCCAUCCUGAUGGUUUACAAGAUCCCCAUGGAGGACGUCAAGUCUCUGGCCAAGUCCUUCUCUCAGCUAGAGAGUGCUAAGCAAGCUUUCAACUUUGAAGAGUACAACUUUUCACAAUCUACCUUAGAGCAGGUGUUCAUGGAGUUUGCUAAGGAGCAGGAGAAAGAGGAAGAGGAAGUGGGUUCCCUCAGCACCACGUUUCAGUGGCAGCGCCUCCGCCAGGACGGCCCUGUGCCUGUCAACCAAGCAGACAGCAUUGUGCACCAGCUCUGAGCUCCACUGGGUGGGGGGCACCCUGACUACAUGGCACUAACCUCGUCCCCAGGCUAAAGUGGCUGGAAACAUUUUACUAUGGCACAGUCUAUGCCAACCCUGGUAGUGCACUCACCCGUCGCCUCACCAGCUCACACACACACCCACCCACCCACCCAAACUAAUGAGAUGGUUGUCACAGGACGGACAGACGCCCAUAUGGGCAUUGCCCUGGAGGGCUAGAAGCCUUACACACACACUGGAAAUGUGUGUGUGGGAUGUUUUUUUGUUUUUUUCUCUCUUUGAGGCUGAGGUGUGUGAGUUGUGUGUUCCUGACUCUUCCUCCUUCUCUGAUGCCUCGCUGAUACCACUUAUACCUACUCCUGUUUUGUAAUAGGAUUGAUUUUUGUUGUUGUUGGUAUAUAUGGAUAUAUAGUAUUUAUUGAUUCCUUAUCCUUUCCAUCCAUUUCCCUCCCCGGGGUAACCUUGUCCCUCCCUGGGGUAACCUUGUCCCUCCCUGGGGUAACCUUGUCCCUCCCCGGGGUAACCUUGUCCCUCCCUGGGGUAACCUUGUCCCUCCCCGGGGUAACCUUGUCCCUCCCCGGGGUAACCUUGUCCCUCUCUGGGGUAACCUUGUCCCUCCCCGGGGUAACCUUGUCCCUCCCCGGGGUAACCUUGUCCCUCUCUGGGGUAACCUUGUCCCUCCCCGGGGUAACCUUGUCCCUCCCCGGGGUAACCUUGUCCCUCCCCGGGGUAACCUUGUCCCUCCCCGGGGUAACCUUGUCCCUCCCCGGGGUAACCUUGUCCCUCCCCGGAGUAACCUUGUCCCUCCCCGGGGUAACCUUGUCCCUCCCUGGGGUAACCUAAGUGAAAGGGUCUGGUACACAAGGUUAUCCAUGGGAGAGUCAGUACAGUACUUGGUCCACUGUGUUUUAUAACACCAGUCCAGUUCUGGAUCUAGAUCCAUUAGUACCAAAGCACCACACACACACACACACACACCUAACCUAACACGUCGACACUGAGGUGCUUUUAGCAUCUGUAGCAUGAUGUGGACUAUAUUUGCGGUGUAGUUGUGUAGGUUGCUUGUUCCGUGGUGGGACAAGUGGACGCCUGAAUACAGACACACACUACUGACUGAUCAACAGACAGCUGUAGGGAGAGAUGGAGAGGCCUUUUUCCAUUGCUGUUGUGUAGCAGAAGGAGCGACCCAGCAGAGCUGGAGCUUCAGCCCUCCCAUGCAUCGCCCUCUGGUGGGUGUGAAGAAGAUCACGCCUCACUCGGCCGCUUCCUCACUGAGGGUCUGCUGCUGUUACUCUGUUUGUCUCUGGCUGCAUCUGGAAGGGCACUAUAUUCCCCCAUAGGGUCCUGGUCAAAGUAGUGCACUAUAUUCACCCAUAGGGUCCUGGUCAAAGUAGUGCACUAUAUUCACCCAUAGGGUC
Molecule: messenger RNA, 6585 nt
Organism: Coregonus clupeaformis (lake whitefish)
Lineage: Eukaryota; Metazoa; Chordata; Actinopteri; Salmoniformes; Salmonidae
Product: cholesterol transporter ABCA5-like
Exons: 37
Coding region: 200-5164 (1654 amino acids)
Biological process (GO): lipid transport; transmembrane transport
Cellular component (GO): intracellular membrane-bounded organelle; membrane
Molecular function (GO): lipid carrier activity; ATP binding; ATP hydrolysis activity
Source: RefSeq, a predicted model, not a curated record